Molecule: messenger RNA, 334 nt
Organism: Gregarina niphandrodes
Lineage: Eukaryota; Apicomplexa; Conoidasida; Eugregarinorida; Gregarinidae
Product: integrase core domain protein
Exons: 1
Biological process (GO): DNA integration
Molecular function (GO): nucleic acid binding
Source: RefSeq, a predicted model, not a curated record
UAGCGGAGUUGUUUAGAGACUGUUGGUAUAGGUACUUCGGAGCACCGCUGGCUGUGUUGGUUGACGGGGGCACUGAAUUCAAAGGAGAGUUCUUUGACCUGGUUCAGAAGUGCUGGAAGUGCAGGUUAUAUGUGACUGCGCCAUCCCGACCACAAGGGAACGGUGUUAACGAGUCGAGUCACCGUGGAAUAUCGAAGGCUUUGCAUGGAGCGGAUGUUCGGAGUGGUUCGGAGUUGCGCGAGGCUGUGAGUUCUGCUGUGCUUGCGCACAACAACAUCCCUCACCCAGCGACAGGGCUAGCACCAGUGAUGGCGUUGAUAGGAGCUGACGCGAG